Molecule: messenger RNA, 1912 nt
Organism: Schizosaccharomyces octosporus yFS286
Lineage: Eukaryota; Fungi; Ascomycota; Schizosaccharomycetes; Schizosaccharomycetales; Schizosaccharomycetaceae
Product: cell wall protein Ecm33
Exons: 1
Coding region: 302-1549 (415 amino acids)
Biological process (GO): fungal-type cell wall organization
Cellular component (GO): fungal-type cell wall; plasma membrane
Source: RefSeq, a predicted model, not a curated record
GGCAGAGCAUUCGUCCUUUAGAAACCAGAUCAAAGCGAACUACUUCUCACUAUAAUUCAAGCAUUCCUUGAAUUUUAAGCUCUUUGCUAUUUGCUUUUCUUUGCUUCUUUUUGACCCUCAGGUCUUUUUCAUUUGGUUAGGACUUUCUUUUUAGAACACCUUCCAUCUUUUCCUUUUUUACAUUCAUCGUUCAUUUUUUCGCAUCUUUCAUUUAAGACCGGAUCUUUUGCAUUUGUUUCUUUCAUUUUUUAUCAUCAUUUUUGAUUUUCUUUUAUUUUUCAUCUAAAACAUUUGAUACAUUAUGUUGUUCUUCAAGUCUCUUUCUCUUUCUCUUCUUUUCCUCGCUUCUCGCGUUCUCGCCGACAACAACAACAACAACUGCUCUGGUAACAAGAAUGUCACUGCCCAAAGUGAUCUCGAUAACCUCAACAGCUGCAGCAAAUUGGACGGUAGCUUGUACGUCGACAGCUUGAACUCUGGUAUCUCUGUCCUCAACGUUGACGGUAUUAAGCAGAUCACUGGUGAUGUUGUUGUUUCCAACAGCCCUCAUUUGGAAACUCUCAACUUCCAAGACCUUGAAACUGUUGGCGGCAAGUUCAACAUUCACGACAUGAUUCGUUUGAACAGCCUUCCCGCCCCUAAGCUUAAUGAAGUCGGCUCUUUGGACCUCAAGGUCUUGCCUAACUUGGAGGAACUCCAAUUCAACAACGGUAUCAAGAAGGCUGGCAGCAUCGAAAUUGUCAACACUCAACUCAAGUCUAUCAGAGGUAUCGACAUCACUACCAUUGGUACUUUCAACAUCAACAACAACAAGUACAUCGAAUCUAUUGACAUGCCUCAAUUGGAGACUGCUCAAUCCAUUAACAUUGCUGCCAACGCCAAGAAGGUCGACGUUAACUUCAGCAAGCUCGCCAACGUCUCCUCUGACGCCAACUUCAACGGUAUCAGCAACGUUUUCGUCGGUAACUUGAAGUCUGCUAAGGGCAGUAUUGGUUUCACCGACACCUCUCUUAACAACGUUUCCCUUCCCUACCUUACCUCCGUUACCCAAUCCCUCUACUUUAUGGACUCUACUGAUCUUGAGAGAUUGAACCUUCCUAACUUGACCAGCAUUGGUGGUGGUUUGACCGUCAACAACACUCAUUUGACCAAGAUCUCUGGUUUCCCCCAGCUCUCUGAAGUUGGUGGUAGUCUUACUUUGCUCGGUAACUACUCCGACAUUGAUCUCCCCAAGCUUUCUGACGUCCGUGGUAGUUUGUUGGUUGAAUCCAAGUCUAGCAACUUCUCCUGCCCCUUCAAGAAGAGCGACGGUGUUAUCAAGGGUAACGACUGGACUUGCAAGGGUGCCGUCUCCAGCAUCGCCAAGUCUUCUUCCGUCAGCAGCACUGCCACCUCUAGCGGCUUCUCCAGCUCCUCUACUUCUGGCUCUGUCUCUGGUGCCUCUCACGGCAAGUCUGCUUCUGGUGACAAGUCUGGUGCUUCCACUGUUGCUUUCUCCGCUGGUGUUGUUGGUAUCGUUACCAUCUUCGGUGCUGCUCUCAGUUUGUAAGCGGAUUUCCUUCAAUUAUUUGAUUCCCAAAAAUGUGAUGGUUUUAUCUAGUGUUUGCAUAAAUUCCCUUCUGUAGCAAGAAGGGAUUCGAUAUUUAUUGUUUGUAUGCAAGCAAAAGUGUUUAUUUUGUUAUUUAAGUGUCAUAGGGCUAUUACUUUCCCAGGUAAUCACUUGUCUAUGAUACUAGACAAGGUGUUCUGAUAAUGGUAUCAUGAUGGAUAUCUUUUAAAAUUGAUACAGAAUCGUUUUUGUCAUAUCCUAUUUCCGUUGGUUUGUUUUGCAUAUAUAUACCAUCUAGCUUAAUUUGUUAAUUGUAGAUAUAAAUAUAUAAUGUUUGGUUAAUUUUAUGUUUUUUGCUUGUAG